Triplophysa rosa is the source of this 2157-nucleotide messenger RNA. RefSeq names its product F-box protein 43 (gene fbxo43). NCBI's taxonomy places the organism in Eukaryota, Metazoa, Chordata, Actinopteri, Cypriniformes, Nemacheilidae. The record is from RefSeq and is a predicted model, not a curated record. The coding region runs from base 270 to 2030 and encodes 586 amino acids. The transcript is spliced from 7 exons. Gene Ontology annotation, cellular component: nucleus. Gene Ontology annotation, biological process: regulation of mitotic nuclear division; negative regulation of meiotic nuclear division. Gene Ontology annotation, molecular function: protein binding.
GUCAGUGGCGUUGUGGAAACUGCUGUGAGUGUUUCUCACCUUUGACAUUGUCUGGUUCCAGCUGUAAAACCGCCUGACAAUCGCUCAGAGCCGCGGACCAGCGCUGAAGUCUGAUGCAAGAGCGUCUUUCUCCUGAUCCCUCAGAGCUGAAGAAACAACACAAACUACACUCAUCAUGAUGGAGCGGCAGCAGCAUGAAGCACUGAUCGCUCGCGCGCUGACAGCGGUUUUGGGCCCAUUAAGUGUUUGAUAAAGAGCAGCUGAGGAUCAUGGAGAGGACACAGGGGACGUCUGAUCAUUUUCAGACUGCGAAGUAUCAGACCUGUGGCUCCUGUAUGGACCGCCAUCAGUCUCCCAGAAUAGACGUCCGGACGGCCCGUUUCAGCGGCACCAAAGAGAACCGAGAACACAGAAAAGACCAGAAACGGUUAAAGGACGUUAAAGUGUCGCCGAGGGAACCGCCGGUCCAACCGGACUGGUGCGAGACUCCCAAGAUCAAGAGAAAGGAUGUUUCGCUCCGCCGGCGCCUGCUCAUGUCCCGCCCGCUCUCGGACGGGAGUAAGAGCGGCAUCGCUACACCUGGAGAGACUUCAGAUCUCGUGAGCCACAGAGACGACAGCUUCGACUCUCCAGACAUCAGCCCAACUGGACCUUUGACCUACAGCACUUUAAAAGCAGAUGAUGUGGAUUUCUCGUGUCGAAAGCGCCGUCUUCUGUUCUCUCAGGUCAUUACUUCAACCCUGGAGACCGGCAGGAGCGCAGGUCACGUGCUGGAUCAGAACCCUCUCGUUGAACCAGAUCUUGAUGAAAGUAUCAUCGCUGGUCUUCCCGCAUCUCCACAAACCAAUGACCUCAUGCCACUGAUGGGUGACCCCUUCCAGUCCCCUUUGAGGGCUGAAAAGCAGACACUGAACGUCCUGGACACUCCCUCGCUGACCCUGACACCGGCCUCGGAGGACAGCGGCUUCAGUUCCAUGGGUCUGGACAAAUCACACGAUGACUCUGUGGAUCACGAUGGAUCUUUCCAGGAGCUGGUGCUGCCGCUGUCCUCAGGCGGUAAAGAGAGGAGACGCUCACGGCUGGAGAGACAGAGACGUCUGUCCACUCUCCGAGAGGGGGGUUCGCAGUCGGAGGACGUGCCCAGAGACCAGCGGGUGGGCCGGGGAGAGUCAGAUGCCCACGCGAGCAAGGACGAGGUGUUUCUGGACAAAACCCCGCUGGGUUCUGCCGCGCUAAAGAUGCAGGACCUGUCUCUGACUCCGGCGCUGCAGGUGGUUCACGCCAUCAGUCGUUGCAGCACGCGUGUGCUACAUCAGCAAACCAGUUUAGAGGAGCUGCUGCGCGUGUCCGAGGAAGACGGAGCCGUCAGAAGCCGUCUGCCUCUGUCCGGACUCAUUGGGCGGAAGAUGGGCCUGGACCGAGUGGACAUCAUUACAGAACUCACGAUGAGAAACCUGCGACACAUUCUGAGUGCGAUUCUGAGUCUUCUGUCGGCUGCGGACGUCUACGGGUUUGCUCUGGUGUCUGAUGACUGGAAUGAUGUCAUCUCUGAGGAUAAAAAAGCCUCGUACAGGAGAAGAUGUCACAUCAGAGAGAUGAAGGUCGCUCUAGAGGCUGGUAGAACGCCGCACGUGGGGGAUGCUGACACCAGGCUGAUGUUGAGCUGUCGAUCGGCUCUGAGCAGCGUCCAGGCUCAGGCCAGAACUCCACACACACCCCACACUCCCACCCAACACCACACAGAGACGCACUUCAGCACCAAACGCAUGGAGUUCCUGCAGGUGGCUCAAACUCUGUUUAAUGAUGAAUAUUUGAAGCCGUGUCCACGCUGUCAGCAUCCGGCUCGCUGUCACUCUCUGCGGGGUGAAGGUCUGUGCAGCUGGACCGACUGCAGUUUUCGUUUCUGUGUGUCAUGUUUGUGUGCAUUUCACGGCUCGAGAGACUGCGCUCACCUGUCCGCCAGACGCAGGAGCCGCAGGGAUGUGCUGCCCGGCAGCGCUCGGAGCAAACGCAACAUCAGGAGACUCUGACCGGCGGGGUGUUUUUAUCAUGAAUUUUGCACUUAUGGACAGAAAUCAUUUUGCUCUUGUGUGUGUGUGUGUGUGUACAUGGUUGUUUUUAUACAUUGUUUUAAAUAAAACCUUUUUUAUCUUUUCA